Messenger RNA from Ceratotherium simum simum (southern white rhinoceros), 4373 nucleotides. Lineage: Eukaryota; Metazoa; Chordata; Mammalia; Perissodactyla; Rhinocerotidae. The record is from RefSeq and is a predicted model, not a curated record.
CUGACUGGCCCUUCCCUGUCGACAGCGCUCCUUCACCCUCAUCGUGGAGGCCUGGGACUGGGACAAUGACACCACCCCGGAUGAGGAGCUGCUGAUCGAGCGGGUGUCGCACGCGGGCAUGAUCAACCCCGAGGACCGCUGGAAGAGCCUGCACUUCAGCGGCCACGUGGCGCACCUGGAGCUGCAGAUCCGCGUGCGCUGUGACGAGAACUACUACAGCGCCACCUGCAACAAGUUCUGCCGGCCGCGCAACGACUUCUUUGGCCACUACACCUGCGACCAGUACGGCAACAAGGCCUGCAUGGAUGGCUGGAUGGGCAAGGAGUGCAAGGAAGCUGUGUGUAAACAAGGAUGCAAUCUGCUCCACGGGGGAUGCGCCGUGCCCGGGGAGUGCAGGUGCAGCUACGGCUGGCAGGGGAGAUUCUGUGACGAGUGCGUCCCCUACCCCGGCUGUGUGCACGGCAGCUGCGUAGAGCCCUGGCAGUGCAACUGCGAGACCAACUGGGGCGGCCUGCUCUGCAACAAAGACCUGAACUACUGCGGCAGCCACCACCCCUGCACCAACGGGGGCACGUGCAUCAAUGCAGAGCCCGACCAGUACCGCUGCGCCUGCCCAGACGGCUACUCGGGCAAGAACUGUGAGCGGGCUGAGCACGCCUGCGCGUCCAACCCAUGUGCCAACGGCGGCUCUUGCCACGAGGUGCCCUCUGGCUUUGAAUGCCACUGCCCGUCGGGCUGGAGUGGGCCCACCUGUGCACUGGACAUCGACGAGUGUGCCUCCAACCCAUGCGCGGCAGGGGGCACCUGCGUGGACCAGGUGGAUGGCUUCGAGUGCAUCUGCCCUGAGCAGUGGGUGGGGGCGACCUGCCAGCUGGACGCCAAUGAGUGUGAAGGGAAGCCGUGCCUUAAUGCUUUUUCUUGCAAAAACCUGAUUGGUGGCUAUUACUGUGAUUGCAUCCCGGGCUGGAAGGGCGUCAACUGCCAUAUCAACAUCAAUGACUGUCGUGGGCAGUGUCAGCACGGGGGCACCUGCAAGGACCUGGUGAACGGCUACCAGUGCGUGUGCCCGCGGGGUUUCGGCGGCCGGCACUGCGAGCGGGAGCUGGACGAGUGUGCCAGCAGCCCCUGCCGUGGUGGCCUCUGCGAGGACCUGGUCGAUGGCUUCCGCUGCCACUGCCCCAAGGGCUUCUCGGGGCAGCUCUGCGAGGUGGAUAUCGACUUCUGCGAGCCGAAUCCCUGCCAGAACGGCGCCCGCUGCUACAACUUGGAGGGUGACUAUUACUGCGCGUGCCCUGACGACAUGGCUGGCAAGAACUGCUCCGUGCCCAGGGAGCCGUGCCCCAGCGGGGCCUGCAGAGUGAUUGAUGGCUGUGGGUUCGAGGCAGGCCCCAGGGUGGCGGUUGCAGCACCCUCCAGCGUGUGUGGCCCCCACGGACACUGCGUCAGCCAGCCUGGGGGCAACUUCUCCUGCGCCUGCGACAGCGGCUUCACGGGCGCCUACUGCCAUGAGAACAUCGACGACUGCCUGGGCCAGCCGUGCCGCAACGGGGGCACGUGCAUCGACGAGGUGGACGCCUUCCGCUGCUUCUGCCCCAGCGGCUGGGAGGGCGAGCUCUGCGACACCAAUCCCAACGACUGCCUUCCCGAUCCCUGCCACAGCCGCGGCCGCUGCUACGACCUGGUCAACGACUUCUACUGCGCCUGUGACGACGGCUGGAAGGGCAAGACCUGCCACUCGCGCGAGUUCCAGUGCGACGCCUUCACCUGCAGCAACGGUGGCACCUGCUACGACAGCGGGGACACCUUCCGCUGUGCCUGCCCCCCGGGCUGGAGGGGCAGCACCUGCCACAUCGCUGAGAACAGCAGCUGUCUGCCCAACCCGUGCGUGAAUGGGGGCACCUGCGUGGGCAGCGGGGACUCUUUCUCCUGCAUCUGCCGGGACGGCUGGGAGGGCCGCACCUGUACACACAACACCAAUGACUGUAACCCUCUGCCUUGCUACAACGGUGGCGUCUGCGUCGAUGGUGUCAACUGGUUCCGCUGCGAGUGUGCGCCUGGCUUCGCGGGUCCUGACUGCCGCAUCAACGUGGACGAGUGUCAGUCCUCGCCCUGCGCCUACGGGGCCACAUGUGUGGACGAGAUCAACGGCUAUCGCUGCAGCUGCCCCCCAGGCCGGGCCGGCCCGCGCUGCCAGGAGGUGAUCGUGUUCGGGAGGUCCUGCUGGUCACGGGGCGUGCCCUUCCCACAUGGGAGUUCCUGGGUGGAGGACUGUAACAGCUGCCGCUGCCUGGAUGGCCACCGGGACUGCAGCAAGGUGUGGUGUGGGCAGAAGCCGUGCCUGCUGGCUGGCCAGCCCGACACCCUGAGUACCCAGUGCCCACUGGGGCAGCGGUGCCAGGAGAAGGCCCUGGGUCAGUGUCUGCAGCCGCCCUGUGCGGCCUGGGGGGAGUGUGGCGCCGAGGAGGCCCUGCUGCCCAGCACCCGCUGCCUGCCGCGCUCCGGCCACCUGGACAACAACUGCGCCCGCCUCACGCUGCGCUUCAACCGCGACCAGGUGCCCCAGGGCACCACCGUGGGCGCCAUCUGCUCGGGGAUCCGUGCCCUGCCGGCCACGAGGGCGGUGGCCCGGGACCGCCUGCUCAUACUGCUCUGUGACCGACCGUCCUUGGGAACCAGCGCCGUGGAGGUGGCCGUGUCCUUCAGCCCGGCACGGGACCUGCCCGACAGCAGCCUGAUCCAGAGCGCGGCUCAUGCCAUCGUGGCCGCCAUCACCCAGCGGGGGAACAGCUCGCUGCUGCUGGCAGUCACUGAGGUCAAGGUGGAGACGGUCGUCAUGGGAGUCUCCUCCACAGGUCUGCUGGUGCCGGUGCUGUGCGGCGUGUUCAGCGUGCUGUGUCUGGCGUGUGUGGCCGUCUGUGUGUGGUGGAGCCGCAGGCGCAGGAAAGAGCGGGAGAGGAGCCGGCUGCCGCGGGAGGAGAGCGCCAACAACCAGUGGGCCCCCCUCAACCCCAUCCGCAACCCCAUCGAGCGGCCGGGCGGUGGCGGCCCGGGCGGCGGCCCCAAGGACGUGCUGUACCAGUGCAAGAACUUCACACCACCGCCGCGCAGGGCGGGCGAGGCGCUCCCCGGGCCGGCGGGCGGCGCAGAGGACGAGGAGGACGAGGAGCCUGGCCAUGGGGAGGCCGACCCCCUGGAGGCUGAGAAGUUCCUCUCGCACAAAUUCACCAAAGACCCUGGCUGCUCGCCCGGGAGGCCGGCCCGCUGGGCCUCGGGCCCCAAAGUGGACAACCGUGCCGUCAGGAGCAUCCACGACGUGCACCGCGCCGGCAAGGAGUAGGACAGUGGCCGCCAGCCGGCCUGGGACCCAGGACCCCUCGCUGGGCACCGCGCCACCCGCCGGACCAUAGGAGGCUGAGGCCGUGUGCAUAGUUUCUUUAUUUUGUGUAAAAAAACACCAAAAACCAAAAACAAAUGUUUAUUUUCUACGUUUCUUUAAUCUUGUAUAAAUUAUUCGAUGACUGUCGGGUGGAGAACAGCGGAGUAUUCGGAUAGUUGCUAUUUUUGUAACGUUUCCGCGUCACACUUGCUGUGUGGCGGGAGAGAGCAGAGGGUGUCUGUGUUCUCACCAGAUUGUUUAACGUGUGUUACCAGAGGUGGUGCACUGUUUACAGAAUCUUCCUUUUUAUUCCUCGCUUGGGGUUCUCAGUGGCUUCAGGCCAAAGAGCCAGUGGGACCCAUGGCUGUUGGUGGGACCACCGUGGGUGACAGCAGGGCCAACGGUGUGGCCCGUGGCUGUUGGUGGCACCACCCAUGGCUGUCAGCAUGGCCUAUGGCAGUUGGUAUGGCUUGAGGCUGUCAUUGGGUCCCAUGGCUGCCGGUGGGACCACCCGUGGCUGACAGUGUGGCCUGAGGCUAUUGGUGGGACCUGUGAUGUUCAGUGUGGCCCGUGGCUGUUGGUGGCACCUGUGGUUGUCAGUGGGGCUUGAGGUCAUAGGUGGGGCCUGUGGUGGUCGGCAUGGCCUGAGGCCCGUGGGCAGACCCUCGCUGGCUCACCGGUCAGUCCCCUCCAGUCUGCCGUCCCUGCUUGCUCCUGCCCGGAACACCCGCUGUAGAGAUCUCUCCACUGUGCUUUCAGAAGUGCCCUUCCUGACUGCUCUGUUCUCCCCCGGGACGGUGGCAGUAUUGAAGCUUGUGACAAGUGCCUUCACAGACUCUCCCCUCGCAACUGUCAGCGUUUGCCGUGGGCAUCAGGCCGCUGCCCACCUGCCGGCCCCGGCCACCCCUCCUCGUGAAAGUGCAUUUUUGUAAAUAUGUACAUAUUAAAUGAAUCACUCUGUAUAUUUGAUUUAAUAACUUAAAUGCUUUGGCCUCCC